Molecule: messenger RNA, 1098 nt
Organism: Vigna unguiculata (cowpea)
Lineage: Eukaryota; Viridiplantae; Streptophyta; Magnoliopsida; Fabales; Fabaceae
Product: F-box/LRR-repeat protein 25-like
Molecular function (GO): protein binding
Source: RefSeq, a predicted model, not a curated record
AUGGUAGAGUUGAAGACAGAAACCAACAAGAACCAGAAAACUGGAAGAGAGAAAGAAGAUGAGAGAGACAUGCUCAGUGAGUUGCCAGAUGAUGUUCUUCUCCACAUUAUGCAUUUCAUGAACACAAAAACCGCAGUUGGAACCUCUCUCUUAUCGAAACGAUGGAACAACGUUUGGAAAUGUCUCCCAACUCUCUGUUUCAGUCGCAGCGACUUCAAAACCCUCGCCAGCUACUACCAAUUUGUCCACCACGUUUUCUCCCACAGAGCCACUUCCGUUCCUUUGCAUCGUCUUUAUUUCGAAGCAUGCGACAUCAUAGCACGACAAAUUUUUCACCUUUACACUUCUCUUCUGCAUUAUGUGCCACAUUUGAGAAUCUUUCUCUAUCACCAAUCCACAAAAAAGUGUAAUUAUUCCAUACCUUUCAUCUUUUCUUCGCCCUCUCUCACAUCUCUCACUCUCAUUCUUUCAAACCAAAAUACUUGUCGUAUGAAACUUCCACAAUCGCUGAAACUACCAGCGCUCAAAACCCUGAAUCUCACCAAUGUCUGUUUCACCGCAAGGGACAGUACUGAUGAGCGCGCUGAACCCUUCUCAUCUUGUUUCGCGUUGAACAGUUUGGUCCUUGUGGGGUGUUCUUUGAGCGACAAUGCCGAAGUCCUCAUCGUAUCAAAUUCAAACCUUUCUCGUUUCAUCCACGUAAAGUACUCUGAAGUUUCUCGUUACAAGAUUGUGCUUUCUACCCCGAAUCUCACCCAUUUCGGCAUCAGAAGUUCUGAAGCCUAUGAUGUCUCCUCCACGCGUGAUCUUGCACUUCUUGAAGAAGCCAACAUUGACAUCACUGAUCGUGCUUCUCGUGUAAUCGUUUUAAGGUUGCUGAAAAUGUUGUCCUAUGUAAAGAUAUUGACACUCUCUGAGUGUGUCCUUAAAGAAAUACUAAGUUUGAGUUACUUCGAACAUUCAAGUGGUCGAAGAAUAAUACCGCUACGCUUUGUUAGAUUGCAGACGUUGAAGGGGAAAAACACUGAACAAAUAGAAGUGUUUAUGAAGUACUUUCAGAACUCUCAAAAGACAGAAGUUGAGGUCAUAAAUUUUUGA